GGGCUCGUGGUAGCGGGGAGUGCCGUCGUGUAGCGGAAUAGAGGUGUUCCCUUAUAAAGACGCGUCUUUAUAACGCGCGGAGUGUUCUAGGAGCCUGUCUGGCUGCCGUCCGUCCCUUAGAUUGUAUUUCCCCUCUGACAUCCCACCGGCAGCCUGCCCUGCCUUCCCAGCCCGAGGCUGGAAGUGGAACGUUUGCAGGCGCGUUUGAAGGGAGGGCGAGGGGAAGCUCAGGGUGGGGGCAGAGGGGGCCUUGGAAGUGUAGCAAGCUCGGAGUCACUCCUUGCUGCAGUGACCGUGUGGUUUUGAUCCCUCGCUGAUCUUUUAUAGGCGCGUGUUCUUCGGAUUGACAUGAGGGAGUACCCACAGCAUUUGGUUUGCCAACAAAUGUCAGUCAUGGGUUAGCAAGGGUUGCAAGCAGCUGUUACGGAGAGUUGCAGUAGUGUGGAGUAAGAUUCCUUUUAGUGAACACUGGACAAAUAGAAAACUGGUAUACCCAAAACAAAAACAACAACAAAAGGAAGUUUUCUUGGUGGAAAGGAUAGCGAGCUGUGAAAUUGCUGUUCUACAGCAUGUCUGUGGUUAGUCUAUACUUUCCCCAUUUAGUGACUGCUUCAUUUUCUCCCAGUGCAUUACUUACACUCAGUGUUAGCUGGGUUGUCAGUAGACAGGCAGAGAGGCAGAAUCUCACAGCACAUUUGAAGAGGGCAGGGUACCCUUCUCACAGCUGAUAGCAGACAGUCGUCUGGCGAUGGGAUGUGCCUUGGACAUGGGUGAUACCUGGCGUUAUUUUCUCACUUGUUUCCUCUUCUGUUUGUAAGAGAGGGGGAGAAUCCCUGAAGUAUUUUGUCCAGGGCAGUGCCUUAAACAACGCCUAUCCCUGUGGCUCAGUGCAACAUCAAGCGAUAGGAUUGUAAGUACCUUAGUGGCUAUCUAGAUUCUCUCAAUAAGCAGCUGGAUAUUUUGAUACAUGCAGAGCUGGACUGCUGAAUAAACAGUGCUUUGAGGAAAAAAAGAAUCUGCAGUAAAAGAACAUCUGUACAUUUAAAUGAAGGCAAUAAGUGAUUGGCACUGAUGUUGAUGCCAUUAAAAUCCUUGGAAAUGUACACAAAUGAAUAACCUGCAGUUAAGGAUGUGCUAAAUAAUGUAGACAGCAGUUUCUUAUUUAAUCUUAUGCUAAUUGAUAUGAAAGAAAACCUACUGCUGUUACCAUUGCCUUUGCCAGCUCAUGGAGUUGCGCAUCACUUGUAUAAUCCUGGUGCAAACGCUUCCUCGGUACAUCAUGUGUUGGUAACAGAAACAGAUGCUUUUACUUGUCUGUUAACUUCCAAUGAAAGUUUUAUGGGAUCGUUCAGUUCUACUGAGGAAGAUUCAAAAUGACUUGGAGGCCUUGCCAGACGUUUGGCCAGGUAGGCUCAGUUUUGUAAAGUGAUCAAAGAAGGUGAGGAGGAGGGGGGAAUAUAACUAUGAAAAUAUUUGUAUGGAACUAGCGUAUAGAUAAAGGAGAAGAGAGAAAAGGAGACAGAAGAUUGGACUGCCAUGUACGUCAGGAUGAUGGUGUAAAUAAGUUUGAGUGUCCUGUGAGGUAUUGCAGGCUUGGAAGGUACCUGGGUGUGUUCUUUUUCAACUUGCAUAAGGGCUUUCAUUUCUUCAAGUUUGUAUUAAUGGUCUGGGCUGAAGCUCAGCUUCUCUUGCCUGGAAGAAACUGAAGAAGGUCUGCUGUGCUACAGCUUGAUUUUGUGGUUCUAUCAAAUACAACAUCACAUAUGUGUUGAGGCUGGCAGACCAAGUGGGAACUGACCAGAGAUGAGCAUAGACAGAGCAAGCAGAAAAAUGUAAGUCAUGGGUAACCUUUUUGUCUGAAUGUGGGGGAGGCCCUUUUAACUGUUCAGCUACAUCAAGCACUGCUUCACUAAACUUCAGUUUUCACUGUGUGUUUCUCACUGAGACACAAGCAGCGAUGCUAACAGAUUGAAAAUAAGAGUGGUUUUUUUUUCCAGUUCUGAUUCAAUAUAAAGGCAGCUUGCAGGAAUUAUGGCCUGUCCUCUUCAUAUCAAACACAGUAUUACCUUCCAAAAGAAACAACUGUGCCGUAGGACUGUAGAAUAAUCAAAACUGGGAAAACUGGUAAAGUAAAUCUGAAGGUCUGUUUUUCUUCACCGUGUCAGAUGCCUUGUGCCCCUCUGUUGAGCUGGGGUGUGAUGCUUCAAAAUAAAUGCUUGUCCUACGUAUGUUGUAACUGCAGUUUAGAAUGUCAAAUGUAGUUUCUAGUUAGAAAUGAGACCAAAGCCUCAUUUUUGUAAAGAUGCAUUUGUAAUGAAUGGCUAAUUUAGAACAAAGCGUACCCCAAAAAGGUGUGCAAAAACGUUUAAACAGGUGUAUUUGUGAGAUUGCCCAUUGGCCUGAAAAAUAUUGUCUCACUUGUGUAAUGUUUAUAAAGGGCAAGAAUGCGUAAUAUAUUGCAUUGUGUGAUUAUACAGGAAAAAAAGCUUUUUUGGGGUGGCAUUUUGUCAGUUUUGUUUCUUGGUGGGUUGCAUUUAACUGUGGGCCUGAGGAAGAGAUACAACAGGGUAGACCUGAAAAAAUGAUGUAAUGCUUCCCCAUUAACUUGAAACAUGUAAGAUCAAACUGCAAAGCUAACCAGUAUGAAAAAUAAAUGGGACCACAACACUGGAUAACACUGACUGCAAGGAGAAUUCUGUUAGAGAAGUGGUCUUUAGACAAUUCUUGAAUGUUUUCCAUGCACUGAUAAGAAAGACUGUACUCCAGUUUCUGUGCAUGAAGAUAAAACAUCCAGUUCUUAGGGACUCGAUGUGAUCAAAGACUUUCUUAUUUCAUCAGUGUGUGUGUAACAGUAGAAUUUUAAGGGCUACUCUGCACGUUUGGUUUGCAGCCCAAAGACUUGCUUGAGGGCUCGUCACUCUUACAGAUCUGUCAACCAGCCCCAUGGGGGCAAGCUACUGUAGUUAGAUCUAGUGCUCUCAGUCAAUUCAUUCAGCCUUUAGAGUCCAUGAAGAGACUGAAAGCAGGAUAUAUGCAACUUUAAACCAACCAUUUAUUAACUGAGAUAUGUGGUUGGUAACUAGGAGUAACUGAGCUACUAGGCAAAGUAUUAGCAUCCUAGUCAGCAUCUGGCUCAGCUUUGCUGGCCUGGCAGACAUCAGUAUUGAGGCAGUUCCUUGGAAGUCUCAUCCAAGGUUAUGCAGUUCUGCUGUAUCAAAACUCGACCUUGGAUCAUAGACAACUAAACCCCUGGGGAGAGGAUGUGCACAAAGCUGGCGUGUGAAUACUGCACUGAUUCCCUUAGGAGGACCCAGUGGAGAGUAACUGCAAGGUUAUUUGAUCUACUUUCAGAAUAGUUGGAUGUCUGCCGAAGAAGCUGUGCAAGUUAAGUGUGCUCUGCACUGGAUUUUUAACCACCAGUGUAUUUUUUUUUUGGGACAGAGACUGCAGUACCUUCGUCUGAGAGGUGCCACUUAAAGCUGCAGACUUAGUGGCAUAAAUAUUCAUUGGGUGUUACUAAGGUGACUGGCUUGACACAUCAGUCGUCUUCUAACUUAUCUUCUGUGAUAAAAUUAACUGAAUGAAUAACAGGACUAAGAACUUCCUGAAAUCCUCAUUUGAAUCAGUGUGUGGUACAGAAGAAGGUUUUUCUUCCAUCCAUCUGUGAUCUUUGCUUCCUGCUGUAGCAAAACAGGUUGCGUUGAGCUGUGAUUUCUUACAGCAGUGUUCUUUCCAAGUAUUCGACCUCAUGUGGGUAGAAUUUGCUGCCUCACUUACUGGACAGAAUUGCUUUGUUUAUUAAAAAAAAAAAAAAAAAAAAAGAAAGAAAAUAAUUAAAGAAAAUUGGAAACCAUUUGGUCAAAAGGUUAGUAGAUUCUAGUUUUGAAUGAGCAUCCUUGAAACUUUUUGAUGUUAAAUAGUAUAGUGUAUUUUGAAGCUAAGUGAUGAUUCUUGACAGUGUUGGCUGAGGAGUUUGUAGAAGCAGCUAUUCUAGUCUGCAUUGGAAAUGGCUUUGAUUUGAACCAAAGCUAAACCAGUUUAGUCCAUACUAGUAGAAAGUAGUCUCACAGUGAAGAUUCUUCUUUCUUGCCUUAAACAUCUCUUUAUACCUUGCUACUCAGGAUGUUAAUGUAUUAAUUUCCUGCCCUAUUAAGUUAUAGCUGACCUUUUUGUAAUGAAAUGAGCCUUUCUGCCAGUUUUCUUAUAUUGUUAAGAAAGUCUAAACCUGGUUUGUACUAAGCAUAAGAUGAACACAGCUAUUGCAAGUGAUUGCAGGAAGCCAAGUGCGUUGUGUAGACAUAUUAGGACAUAAUUAGCAAAAAGCAGAUUUUUACAUGACUUGAAUUUUAUUACCUUUUUAGACAUAAUACAUUUUCGUGUGGGCAAACAGUUACUGUAUAAUCAUUCCCUUUUGUGAGUACCUAAAGUUAAUUUACUUAUUUGCAUUUACGUCUGGGCGUUUUAUCAUGGAAGUAGUUAUGUUUAACAACCCGUUUACUGGCUGAAUAAUUCUUUCGUGCUGUUGUACCCAUUUCCCAGAGGCCAUCCAUGACUUUUCAGACACUAAUUUUUUUUUUUGAGAGGGUUCAGUGUUAUAUCUGUGACCAGAGGCUAACCUGAAGUUGAAAGAAACAGCGCAGAGAGAACGUGGAGGGUUUGAUCGAUUUGAAAUGCUCCACUUCUCCUGCAGUUCAAGAGAAUAAGGGAAGAUGGAUACAGCAGGUGACUUGCACCGUAGCUGAUCUUAACUCCACUACAGAAGGUGAGCAGCUUUUUAGCAAUGCUCACAAAGCUGCAUCACGUGAGUUGCCAGCAGAGCGUGUGAGAUCUGUGAAAGUGGCAGUGCCCAGUGGUUUCUGAAAGAUGUGGGAAGUGCAGGGGAGAGUAGCUCUAGCAUUUCUCAUACAGCUGUUGCCAAGAAACUCCAGUUGAACAUAAUCUCUUAUUGAUUGUGGUUUCCUUGGCUUAGUGAGUAUCUAAGUUAGGCCACAAAUUCAGUUUCUGCGAGCUGAUUCCUAUGUUAUGUAUCACUGGCCAUGACAACAAAGAACUUUUAUAGUGUGGAUUUUGUGGGGCAUGUUUGUUUCUGUUAUGGUAUAGUUACUGUGAGCAGAUGGAAACCACCCAGUGGAAUUGCGGUUGGAAGAUAAGUUAGAACUUCAAGCCACGUGCAUUGAAGAGGGAAAAAAAAACAGUAUGCUUAUGAGUAGGUAAAGGUGUGCUGCUAAAUAUUCUUAAUAGCCUUGUGUUAGGAGGAAAACACAGGAGCUGAGCUCUGUAGAAAAUGCAUUAGCUGUCAGUAUAAAAUGUUAUGUGAGCAGUGUAAAAAGCAAGGAGGUGACACGGGGUUGAUUUGUUCAUAGUAGUCCACCAUGGGGUGUGACUUGCCAGUGUCUGCUGCAGUGUCCCAUGGGCAGCAGAAGGGCCGGGAGGUGGCAGCAGGGGAAGAGCUGCUGAGUUCCUUGGGGGGAAUCCUGCCCAAACUGUCUGUUAACACCUUGCAUGUGUGUUUGUCUGGAAGGGACACUUGUGGCAGCUCUCACAGUGGAAAUCCCUUGUGAUAUUGAGGUGUGAUUCCUGAGAGCUGUUCUCACCUCUUUCCUAUUAAACAAUCUCUGGAGUUUCUCUCUAACUAUCUGGGGAUAUUGCUGUGAGGCUCUUGAGCUAAGAGGGCUGGACAUCCCUGUUUUAAAUAGCUUGCUAGAUCAUAUUUGAUGCUUGGAAGCACCCAGGUGUUUCCCAAAUGUUCAUCCUAUGGUACGCUCAGACCUUGAAUGGAAAAGACUAAACAAGCUUUGUGCAUGGGUGUGAUUUAACAGCAUGAGUUUCUCGUGCUCUCACUUGACCAUGACUCUAUGCUGCAGUAGUUACCUCCAACGUGUGAACAGUGCAGAAAGAAAGGCUGUGGGGUCUAAGAGUGCCAGUCGGGUCACUUUUCAUUUUCUAAUUGCCAGCAAUGAGUCAAUCAGAAUGCUGCCUUUUUGCAGAGAAGAAACAAGGAUGCUUAAACAUCGAAGCCAGUGAUAUCAAGGAAAUGAGAGACUAAGACAAGUCCUUGUUCUGCUGCCAAUCAGCAUUCUCAGUGACCUCAGACUACGUAGUCUCUAUGACAGGAGUCCUUUAGUUUUCAGCAUUAGCUCACUCCAUGUUUUCAUGCUCUCACAAACAAGAAACUUGAGGCAAAGAUAUUCAUCUUUUGAUCGUUAAUUCUUACUUGCAGGGUGUGAGGUUUAGGUGUUCAUCUUGAGUGGGAUGCUUUGAAAAUGGAAAGUGAAACAAUAUAUAUUUUUAAAAAUACUGUAUUUCUGGGAGUUUAUCAUGCAAUACAGGGUUUGGGGAUUUGAUUCCAAAAGCCUCAUUAUGUUGUGUCUUAGUUGCUGUUCGUAAGUAUCCUAGGAUAAAAUGUCUACUUGUAGUUUGUAAGCAGUAAACUGUACUAGCUACUUAAUUCUAUGUAUUUCUUUAUAGAACAGUUACCUUAACCAGUGCAGAAUUGCAGCAUUUACAGGGCCCAACUUGGGGAGUCUAUUCCAUUUGCCUUCAUCAGUGUAUGGGAACUGUUGAAUCACGGCCUGAACCUCUGAUUGACCACCUGAGGCAAGUGCUGAGUCAGCCACAGGGGCACAGGUGAAUGCAAUUUCACCUGAGUGACCGGAAGGGGUGGAGGCAGGCUGCACCUCUCCUACACCCCAUUUAAGGGUUGACUGCCAACGAGGAAGGAUCUCUAUCUGGAGAUCACUCCUCUUGGAGCCCUUCUGCGAGCCCAGGACACGGGUAAGCUCUUUAUUUCAUUACUCUUUUGUAAUGCAAUAACCUCUCUGGUCCAAUACCUGUAUACCUAUUUACCUUACAGUCUGUAUACCUGUUUGCCAUACAAUCAGAAAUGGAAGUUAUGGAAGUUUUGCUCACAAAGCAUGAUAAAAACACUGAGCUGGGUAGGAAACAAGUUUUGAAACAAACAAAACACAGAAGGCAAACUACAGUGUGUUAGAGUUUAACAAUAUACGCUGUAUCAUCAUCGAGGCUUCUUUUUUGCUUUCUUUAUCUCCACUUCUUUGAGCAGUGUUCUGAAAUUAGAUAGAACUAUCUGAAAAAUCGGGAUUUUUUUGGUCUGUUUAAACAAAUCAUUUAUCAAGAUUCUUCAACUGAGCAUUGCUAUUUUAUUAUCAGAGAUUAAAAAAUAUAUAUUUUUAAUUGCUCAUUUAAUGUCUCGCCUAGACUUCUACUUAAGCUCUUACUGCUCGUGUACUUCAAAAUAGAAUUUAAGAUGUUUGUUGUUUCUCUUCUCGUUAACAAUAUUAAGAUUGAAACUUUUUUUUGUGUGUGUAUUUCUAAUUGCUUCAGAGUUGUUGUAUAACUUUUAUUUUUCUUAUUAUAGUGUUAUUCUUCUAAUCCAUUGACCUGGAUUGAAGCAGAUUUGCUUUCUGGCUUUCAUGUGUCAGGAAACAUUUGUCUUUGCAUGUAGGGUAGGGUGAAUAAUGUAUUUUAUUAUUGCACUGUGGCCACUGAGCCAAAUAACUUCAAAUGCUUAUUUGCAUUGCUCUGACACAAAUCUUUGCCUAACUUUGUUUUUUGUGUUGGUAAGAAUUUUGGAGGGUCAAAUGAAAUAUAUUCUGUUUUCCUCUGAAGUAAUUUUCCUGGCAGCAGAACACGUGUGUUGCCCUGGCCUAUUGGUAUACAGAGGGGUGGCUGGAGCACUUCCCGGACCGUCUUGCUUUGGAGAUGGUCCAGAAGAUGAGAGAACACUGCUUGGUUUCCCUUCUCAGUCAGCCCCAGUGGGGAGAGGAGGCAUUGAGCCCCAGGCUUCAGCCUGGCUCCAUGUUAUACUGAAGGGUAUGCUAUGCACAAGGACGCACUGCUCUGGGAGAGACUACAACAGCUCUGUAUGCUGGACUGACUGCAGCAUGGAAGAUUGAAGGAGCGAGGAAAGCCUUUGCAUCCUCUUGGGUGGAGGAAGGAUUUGAACUUCCCCCUUUCCUGUCUGGGACCAAUAUCCUUUGGGCAAAAGGAAGCAGCUGGUGAUAACUUCGCGCUGCAAACUGUUGCUUGCUUUUUAGUUGAAAGUGCUCAGCAAGGAAAAGGAAUGAAGAAAAUGAGCAACAUCUAUGAAUCAGCAGCUAAUACCCUGGGAAUCUUUAACAGCCCAUGCCUGACAAAAGUGGAGCUGCGGGUUGCAUGCAAAGGCAUAUCAGACAGGGAUGCCCUCUCAAAACCAGACCCUUGUGUCAUCCUUAAAAUGCAGUCACAUGGUCAGUGGUUUGAGGUUGACAGGACAGAAGUGAUUCGAACCUGUAUAAACCCCGUCUUCUCCAAGCUUUUCACGGUGGACUUCUAUUUUGAGGAGGUGCAGCGACUGCGAUUUGAAGUCCAUGACAUUAGCAGCAAUCACAAUGGGCUGAAGGAAGCAGAUUUUCUUGGUGGCAUGGAAUGCACUCUUGGACAAAUUGUUUCCCAGAGGAAACUCUCCAAGUCCUUACUCAAACAUGGGAACACAGCAGGGAAGUCAUCUAUAACAGUGAUAGCUGAGGAAUUGUCUGGCAAUGACGACUAUGUUGAACUUUCAUUCAGUGCACGGAAAUUGGAUGACAAGGAUUUUUUCAGCAAAUCUGAUCCUUUUCUGGAGAUUUUCCGGAUGAAUGAUGAUGCAACCCAACAACUUGUUCACAGGACUGAGGUUGUGAUGAAUAACUUAAAUCCAGCCUGGAAGACCUUUAAAGUGUCUGUAAAUUCUCUGUGCAGCGGAGACCAGGAUCGCAGGCUAAAGUGCAUAGUUUGGGACUGGGAUUCCAAUGGAAAACAUGACUUCAUUGGAGAAUUUAGCUCAACUUUCAAGGAAAUGCGAGGAGCUAUGGAAGGGAGACAGGUGCAAUGGGAAUGCAUUAAUCCCAAGUACAAAGCAAAGAAGAAGAGUUAUAAGAACUCGGGCAUCGUCAUCCUUAACCAGUGCAAGAUCCACAAGAUGCAUUCUUUCUUAGAUUAUAUAAUGGGAGGCUGCCAAAUACAGUUUACGGUAGCUAUAGAUUUCACUGCGUCAAAUGGUGAUCCUAGGAACAGCUGCUCACUGCACUACAUCCACCCCUAUCAACCCAAUGAGUACUUGAAGGCUUUGGUAGCAGUUGGGGAGAUUUGCCAAGACUAUGACAGUGACAAAAUGUUCCCAGCCUUCGGAUUUGGAGCAAGAAUACCCCCAGAAUACAAAGUCUCUCAUGAUUUUGCAAUCAAUUUCAAUGAAGACAACCCAGAAUGUGCAGGAAUACAAGGUGUUGUGGAGGCUUAUCAGAGCUGCCUUCCAAAGCUGCAGCUCUAUGGGCCAACAAACAUUGCUCCCAUCAUCCAGAAGGUGGCAAAAUCAGCAUCAGAGGAGACCAACACCAAGGAAGCCUCGCAAUAUUUCAUCUUGCUCAUUCUGACGGAUGGCGUCAUCACAGACAUGGCUGACACCAGGGAGGCCAUUGUCCAUGCCUCCCACCUUCCCAUGUCAGUCAUCAUCGUCGGGGUGGGAAACGCUGAUUUCAGUGACAUGCAGAUGCUGGAUGGCGAUGAUGGGAUCCUGAGGUCUCCCAAGGGCGAGCCUGUGCUUCGAGACAUUGUCCAGUUUGUGCCAUUUAGGAACUUCAAACACGCCUCCCCGGCUGCUCUAGCAAAAAGCGUUUUGGCCGAAGUUCCAAACCAAGUCGUGGACUAUUACAAUGGCAAAGGGAUAAAACCAAAAUGUGUGUCAGAGUACGAGUCUUCCAGGACACUAGCUCCAUGAACCUGCCUGCACUCUUUUACAAAACUAAAAGAAAAAAAAAAAAAAGAGAGAGAGAGAGAAAUGCUACUGUCUACAACUACUGUACUUAAAAAUGAAACAAACAAAAAGAAUAGCACGUUUUGGUGAUUUUUAACUAAAAUAACCUUUUUGUUUGUUUGUUUGUUUUUUGCAUGUGUAGCCCAAAGGCUUAAACCUGUUAAGCGGUGGUAUUGUUGACAACUUUUUAUGAGGAAAAAACGUCCAGGAAAAAAAAAAACAAAAAACAAAAAAACAAAAGUGAACUCUUUACAUUGCAGCAUGUCUCCUUGAAAUAAGAAGUUAUCUGUAUCUGUUUUUUAUACAGGUUUGUUGAAAUUUUGCUAAAUUUCUUAUCUUUACACUAUAAAGCAUUUUGAAAUAUUUAUUGAGAGUCGAUAGCCAAAGUGUAUUUGGUUUAAUCUGCUAUGAACUGAGAGAUUUUUCAAAAUGGCAGAUGCAUGAACUGUAUUUUGCAUGUUUAAAAUAAAAACAACACAAUUUUGCA
Messenger RNA from Gallus gallus (chicken), 10277 nucleotides. It is a transcript of the gene CPNE4, whose product is annotated as copine 4. The record is from RefSeq and is a predicted model, not a curated record. Gene Ontology annotation, molecular function: calcium-dependent phospholipid binding. Gene Ontology annotation, cellular component: plasma membrane. Gene Ontology annotation, biological process: cellular response to calcium ion. Lineage: Eukaryota; Metazoa; Chordata; Aves; Galliformes; Phasianidae. The transcript is spliced from 18 exons. The coding region runs from base 8084 to 9754 and encodes 556 amino acids.